Apis mellifera (honey bee) is the source of this 1481-nucleotide messenger RNA. Its product is annotated as proteoglycan 4. The record is from RefSeq and is a predicted model, not a curated record. The coding region runs from base 65 to 1273 and encodes 402 amino acids. The transcript has 2 exons. Lineage: Eukaryota; Metazoa; Arthropoda; Insecta; Hymenoptera; Apidae.
CAAGUUGCAUGGCACAUUUGAGACGUUAAUCACCGACGGAAUAGAAUAGAAUAUUUAUAUCAAGAUGCGCGCCUACGUUUUUCUGCUCGCUUCCCUGUGUCUCGUCGGUUGCGUAUGGGGUAACAAUCUGAUCCUUGGCAGACGUUUGCCCGGCGAGUUAAUCCUCCAGAAUCGAACCAUCAUCAAGCCAUCGAUACCAGGCGUCAGCCAUACCGUUACGAUCGGUGCAACCGCGCCACCCGAUCACGUAAUCUCAUACUUCAGCGUGGUAAACUUGAAUCCAAAGGUGGUGAAAAUACUACCUAUUAAAGGUAGCAUUGGCACCUCAUCGAUCGUCGUACUUGGGGUCGGAUUGCCUAGUUGGGGCAUGUUUAUAAAGGUUGUCGUAUUCGCUGUUCCCAAACUCCCCGAACCCACCACACCGAGCACCACAACUGAACAACCACCGUCCAGCACCGAACCAGCUACGACAACGAGCCCUGAACCUACCAGCACACCGUCCAGCACCGAGCCAGAUACGACAACGAGCCCUGAACCUACCAGCACACCGUCCAGCACCGAGCCAGAUACGACAACGAGCCCUGAACCUACCAGCACACCGUCCAGCACCGAGCCAGAUACGACAACGAGCCCUGAACCUACCAGCACACCGUCCAGCACUGAACCAGAUACGACAACGAGCCCUGAACCUACCAGCACACCGUCCAGCACUGAAACAGAUACGACAACGAGUCCUGAACCUACCAGCACACCGUCCAGCACUGAACCAGAUACGACAACGAGCCCUGAACCGAGCAGUACACCGUCCAGCACCGAACCAGCUACAACAACGAGCCCUGAACCUACCAGCACACCGUCCAGCACUGAACCAGAUACGACAACGAGCCCUGAACCUACCAGCACACCGUCCAGCACUGAACCAGAUACGACAACGAGCCCUGAACCUACCAGCACACCGUCCAGCACCGAACAAUCAACGAAUACUGAACCAAAUACGACAACGAGCCCUGAACCUACUAGCACACCAUCCAGCACCGAACCAGAUACGACAACGAGCUCUGAAUCGAAUAGCUCAUCGAACAGCGAGGAAUCGACGAACACCGAACCAGACACGACAACCAGCUCUGAAUCGAGCAGCGAAGACACGAGUAACGAAUCAAAGAAAUCGAUAAACUCUGAUUCAAAUAGCGUGGAAUCAAGUUUCCCACGACACAAGUUGGGCGGAAAGUCUGAAAAUGAUCGAUUGUGGAAAUGGAUCCGAUCUCGAAUCUGAUGAGAUUCUGAUCGAUGAGAGAUAUAAAUUAAUUGGAGAUUAAUUCUGUAUAUUAGUAGCUCGGUAAUAUAUCUCGUCGAUGAUUAAAUACGAGUAAUAAGAAAGACGCAACGACCGAAUCGACGUUCUCCUCCAAGCUUUAAUCUAACGUGUUACAAAAUUUUUUAAUUAACUUAUCCUUUUUAAAUAAACUUUUACUUUCUCUCUC